GUGUCCUUAAUUCGUUGAUUUUUUUCAACCAACCACAAAGAUAUCGGCACCCUAUACUUAUUAUUUGGUGCCUGAGCCGGCAUGGUCGGCACGGCACUGAGCUUAAUUAUCCGGACAGAAUUAAGCCAACCAGGUACUCUCCUUGGAGAUGACCAGGUCUAUAAUGUAGUCGUAACAGCCCACGCCUUCGUUAUAAUUUUUUUUCUUGUUAUACCAGUUAUAAUUGGAGGCUUUGGAAACUGACUUGUUCCCCUUAUAAUUGGGGCCCCGGACAUAGCAUUUCCACGAAUAAACAAUAUAAGCUUUUGGCUUCUUCCCCCCUCACUACUUCUCCUCCUUUCAUCCUCAGCUAUUGAGGCUGGAGCGGGAACCGGAUGAACUGUUUACCCUCCAUUGGCAGGAAACUUAGCUCACGCUGGGGCAUCCGUAGAUCUAACUAUUUUUUCACUCCAUUUGGCCGGAAUCUCCUCUAUUCUAGGAGCAAUCAACUUUAUUACAACCUGCAUUAACAUGAAACCCCCAAACAUGUCACAAUACCAAACCCCCUUAUUCGUAUGAUCAGUUUUAAUUACAGCAGUACUCCUCCUCCUCUCCCUCCCAGUUUUAGCCGCCGGCAUCACCAUGCUCCUAACAGACCGAAACCUUAAUACCUCCUUUUUUGACCCUGCAGGAGGAGGCGACCCUAUUCUCUACCAACCUUUAUUUUGAUUCUUUGUGCAACCAGAGGUUUAUAUCUGAAUCUACCCAGGCUGAGCCAUAGUUUCUCACAUUGUCACAUAUUAUGCAGGAAAAAAAGAACCCUUUGGCUACAUGGGUAUAGUUUGAGCCAUAAUAUCAAUCGGUUUUUUAGGCUUUAUUGUGUGAGCUCAUCAUAUAUUUACAGUAGGAAUGGACGUUGAUACCCGAGCUUACUUUACCUCAGCCACAAUAAUUAUUGCUAUUCCUACAGGAGUAAAAGUUUUUAGCUGACUCGCAACCCUUCACGGGGGAACAAUUAAAUGGGACGCAGCUAUACUUUGGGCCCUAGGAUUUAUUUUCUUAUUUACUGUAGGGGGUCUUACAGGCAUUAUUUUAGCCAACUCCUCAUUAGAUAUUGUCCUUCAUGAUACAUACUACGUAGUUGCUCAUUUCCACUAUGUUUUAUCAAUAGGAGCUGUCUUUGCCAUCAUAGGCGGGUUUGUUCAUUGAUUCCCACUCUUUACAGGAUACACCCUGCACAGCUCAUGAACAAAAGCUCAGUUUGGUGUAAUAUUUACUGGCGUCAAUAUAACAUUCUUUCCACAACACUUCCUAGGAUUAGCAGGUAUACCCCGACGCUAUUCUGACUACCCAGAUGCAUACACCCUUUGAAACUCCGUUUCAUCAAUUGGCUCUCUAAUUUCACUAACAGCUGUAAUUAUAAUAAUAUUUAUUAUUUGGGAAGCCUUAGCAGCUAAACGUGAAGUUCUUACCCUCGAAUUAACUAACACCAACCUAGAGUGACUUCACGGCUGUCCACCUCCAUACCACACCUAUGAAGAAGCAACCUAUGUACAAACCUCAAGG
Messenger RNA from Lacerta agilis (Sand lizard), 1545 nucleotides. The record is from the annotation of a RefSeq genome assembly. Lineage: Eukaryota; Metazoa; Chordata; Lepidosauria; Squamata; Lacertidae.